ACUCAUUCCUUCACCAGGCUUUCUGGUUCUUCUUUUAUUCUUCCAUUGACAGUUAUCUAACAGUCACUCUUUUUGAUUGUACAUUCUUUAUUCCUUCCACCAUGAAAGCCACCAUCCUAGCUACUGUCGCUUUGGCGGCAUGCAGUGCCGCCAGCCCCUUGGGCAGCGCUCACCAAGCCCGAGGCCUCCUUGGAGCUUCAUCCGAGCCUUGCGACUGUGACUCGGGCGACGAUGGCAACACUCCUGAGGUGCCAUCUCUGCCUCCUUCGGAGGGCCCUGGUCCCCUUCCAGUCCCAGUCCCAGUCCCAGUCCCGGUUCCUGGUCCUGGUGGAGUCCCACCCGUUCCUGGCAUUCCUGGAUUGCCUGUUCCUAGUUUUCCUGGACUGCCUGUCCCUGGAAUUCCUGGAUUGCCUACUCCCGGCCUUCCUACGGUCCCUGGACACCCGAACGAUCCUGAAGACCCUGAGGAUCCCGAAGACUGUGACGACCCUGAGGAUCCAGAGGACCCAGAGGACCCAGAAGAUCCUGAGGAACCUUCCAAGGGCGGUUGUGACGACGACGGCUGCCACGGAACCGGACACCUCAUCCAGGACCUGGGCCCGCAACUCAACGACGUCCUGACCAUUGUUGGUGAACACACCGAGGAGCUUUUGCUCAAGCUCAGCCCCGGUGUUGCUGGUCUUCUGACCGGACUCGGCCUCCCUGGCUUGGGCCAGCCCGUUGGUCACAUCAUUAAGAGCGCUGCCACCAUUGGCGAGCUCAUCGCGGACUUGGGUGAGCCCGUCGAAUGCCUCUUGACCGUUGUGGGACAGGACGGUGGAUUCCUGUUGAUUGAGCUCGAGCCCUCCAUCACCGGACUCCUCACCGGACUCGGACUUCCUAGUAUCGCUCAGCCCGUGGGCAGCAUCGUCGGCACCGUCGGCCAGCACCUCAAGCGCGGCGAUGGACUGCUCGAAGACCUUGCCCCCGUCGUGAACUGCGCUCUCAAGGUUGUUGGCGAGGACUCCAAGAUCCUCCUCAUUGCCUUGAGCCGGCCCAUCGCUAACCUGCUCACUGGCUUGGGCCUCGGUCAGCUUGCCGGGCCUGUCGGCACUGUCAUCCAGUCCGCGGCCACCGUGGGUGAUCUCGUCUACGACUUGGGUGACCCUGUGGAGUGCAUUUUGACCAUCAUCGGUGAGGACGGAGGUGCUCUGCUGGUUCAACUUUCUCCUUCCAUCGCCGGUCUUCUUAUCGGCCUCGGACUGCCCGGUGUUGGUAUCCCCGUUGGCCAGGUGGUGCAGACCCUUGGCGAAGCUUUGUAGAUUAUACUCUCGUCGGACGUCCGAACCAUGCCACGCGGAGCAACCGCCACGAACGAAACAGAGUUUGACCGAACAGGGACUUGAUCAGCGGUCUGAUGGAUCUACAUGUGUAUAUAAAUGAAUGUAUGUACAUUAUUAGACUAGAAAUAUAGUACCAUCGGAAUAAGCACCUAA
Aspergillus pseudonomiae is the source of this 1475-nucleotide messenger RNA. RefSeq lists its product as uncharacterized. The record is from RefSeq and is a predicted model, not a curated record. The transcript has 2 exons. Bases 102 to 1301 code for a protein of 399 amino acids. Lineage: Eukaryota; Fungi; Ascomycota; Eurotiomycetes; Eurotiales; Aspergillaceae.